Molecule: messenger RNA, 2450 nt
Organism: Punica granatum (pomegranate)
Lineage: Eukaryota; Viridiplantae; Streptophyta; Magnoliopsida; Myrtales; Lythraceae
Source: RefSeq, a predicted model, not a curated record
GCGUACCCUCUCAGAGGUUAGAGAAGGGCAGAGAGACGGAGAGAGGGCUCUGAUUCUCAGCUUUGCGGCUUCAGACUCUCCGCAGAUCCGAAGCCCUUCCACCUCCGAUUGCCGGCAUUUGCUCCGUUCUAUUUCCGAUCGGCGGAAGCUCUUAUCCCAAACCUUAAUCCUGACGCACUCUCCCUUUUCCUAUUUCUCUAUUUCUUUUUCGAGCUUUUCGAGCUGAUCAAUGGCGGCCUUUUCCUUUAUGCUCUGAUCAGCCAAGUUUUGCCAGCAAAUUUUUGUCCCCGCGAGCCUCUACUAACCCCUAUUGAUGGCUAUGACAGCCGAUUCUUCCUCCAACCACCACUCCCCCAGCAGCGGCGGCGACGGCGGCAACAGCCCCCACGUCCGGCGCAAGCACCUCCCUUCCCCGUGGGCCCAGGUAGUCCGCGGCGAACUCGAGCCCUCUCCGGCGGCCAACCAGCCGCAGUCUCCUCCUCCGCAGCUGUCCACUUCUCCGCCAGCUCCCGCAGCCGCUCCAGAGCAAGGUUCCUCCUCGCCGCCUCUCCAAGCCGACGGUGUGCACGUGGGGGCGGAGAGCUCCGAGUCCGAGGCGAACAGCAGCAAUGCAGCUUCUGCUCGCCCCAAAAAGCCCGCUUGGAGCAAACCGCCGCCGGGUGACGGCUCCACUGCCACCACUGCAGACGCCGGGCCGCUGAUGGGUGACGCUGUGUCAUGGCCAGAGCUAUCCAAGGCCGCUAGGCCUGUUCCCAGAGCGGGGGCUCCCGAUUCUUCUUCUCCUCCUCCUUCAAGGACCGUCACUGAAGGAUCUAAUUCCAAUUCUCAGGCCCCUGCUGCUGUAACGAAUCCUCCCAGGAGACAAGCACAUUCUACCAAUAAUCCGAACCCUAACCCAACACCGCACCCCACAGUCCCGGCUCGUCAGAGGCCGAAUAAGCAGCGUGGUGGCGGUGGUGGGUCCGGUCAUCCUCCUCCAGUGCAGCCUAUUCCUCCGCCUCCGCCUCCACCACCGUUUCCCCUCUUCUCGGUGCCUCCUCCUAAUCCUUACCCGAAUCUGCUGUCCCCGGGGACGGGUCCUUCCGUGAGAGAACACAGUGCUAAUUGGGAAGGCAGCAGACCUCUAGGCAGGUUCCCCUCUCAGCCACGUCCCAUUAACGAGCACCGGAAUUUUUCUCGGAGAGGUAGCUUUGGGUCCCACACGCGCGGAGAGGGCCAGAGAGAUCGAGGAAAUUAUGGAAGUGGCAGAGAUGUUAAUGCACAAUCACAUAGAGCCAAUUCGAGAAGCUAUAUGAGAUCCCCGCCUCCGCCUCCGCCUCCCAACCCUCCCCCAUUCCUUCACCCUCCUCCACCUGGUAGGCCUUUCAUGACACCCGUGCCUUAUACUGAUAUGGGUCCUCUAUAUUACCCUCCUGUCCCUAUGGAUCCGUUUAGAGGCGGGAUGCUAUUUGCGAAUGGACCACCUCUUCCUGUGUUUUAUCCUGUCACAGAACCACAUCCCCUACCUGUUUCAUUAGUUCGCCAGAUAGAAUAUUAUUUCAGUGAUGAUAACUUGGCAAAAGACGAAUUUUUGAAGUCAAACAUGGAUAGUGAAGGAUGGGUUCCCAUUAGCUUGAUAGCAGGCUUUCCUCGAGUUAAGACUAUGACCACCGAUGCCCAGCUGAUCUUAAAUUGCUUGAAAGCUUCUACACUUGUGGAAGUACAGGAUGAAAAGGUAAGGAGGCGAAAUGAGUGGAUGAAAUGGGUUCGAGCUCCCGGGCAGUUUUCAUCGGAGGGUGGCUCACCAUCAUUUGCAGGGUCGAGUCAGAAUACCCUUGCAGCUUCUCUUCAGAACAUGGCUAUGGUGGAAGCUGCUGCUGACUCAAGUAGCACAAGCCCACCAGUGCAUCCGGAGGAACAGAACAUAGGCAACACCGAUUCCAGCCACAGCUGAUCAUUUUGUUCUGGGAGUUGCGACGAUUAUAUCUUGAAUUUGUUUCAUUCUUCAUGUGCAAAGACGGUGCUGGUAUGUCGGUUGGGGUUCAGGAUGUGGAAGAUAGAUGAUAAGAUAAUGAUUAUAGGUUGCCCUUAAGGACAGCAAGGGAAACCCUUUUGGGGAUGAAGCACUAUUUAAUAGGUGGGUUUGUAUAGUCUGGAAUUAAGAGUCUAUGGAUGGCCACGGAUUUUUCCUUGGUCUUUUGCUUCUUUAUUUUUCAUUUUUCAGGGAUUUUUUUUUUACGGGUCGCAUUGGGUGGUUCUGAAGAUCGAUAUAAAGUUUUGCCUCGAUAAGAUAAAACAGAUUACAGUCUUUGGAUCCAUAAGGACUCCAUUAUCCAGUGAGUUUUGAAGGAGAUGCAGAGUAGUGUGGCUUCUCUGCUGCUAGGGUUUACAGACAAGGGAUGAUGAUGAUGAUGAUGGGUUUUAUUAUAUUUAUGACAAUUCUUUUUUGGGUUUAAUUGUUGUUUCCUUGC